This is a messenger RNA of Fukomys damarensis (Damara mole-rat), 4344 nucleotides long. RefSeq names its product toll like receptor 10 (gene Tlr10). The record is from RefSeq and is a predicted model, not a curated record. Lineage: Eukaryota; Metazoa; Chordata; Mammalia; Rodentia; Bathyergidae. Gene Ontology annotation, cellular component: membrane. Gene Ontology annotation, biological process: immune response; cellular response to bacterial lipopeptide; toll-like receptor signaling pathway. Gene Ontology annotation, molecular function: lipopeptide binding; transmembrane signaling receptor activity; Toll-like receptor 2 binding.
CUUGCCUUGUCUUGGGCCUGAUAACUGCUACCUUUAUGUGUGUAAGCUAGGCAUGACACAAAGUAAUUGUAUACAUCGUCUAUUUUGUGCUUCUGCAUAAGCUCCAUUUAACAGAUAAAACUAAAGCUUUCAGAGGUUAAAUAAAUGGUCCAAGUCACACAGCCAGUGAGUAGUAAACUCUGGACUGGAACACAGAUCUAUGGAACCCUAGCACCAAACCCUCAUGCUCUGCACCCCACCCCCAGGAAUCCACAACAUUAAUUUAUUCAUUUGACACAUAGUUUUGAGAUCACCUUAUGUGCCACCUUGGGCUCGGAAUGAAAUGAUAUCAUUCAUUCAUUCAUUCAUUCAUACACACAUUGAACAAGUAUUUACUGAGACUGUGCUGGGCUCUCAUGGGGAUGGGCAGUAGAGGCAGUGGUCAAGCAAACGAACACAAGCUCAUCUGUAAGCGGCCACUCAUAAGAGAACUCAUAAGAGAAUUCUCUCAUAAGUGAAUUCAUGGAGGGUUAUUUUCUACAUUUAAUGGCACACAGUUAAAGCUUCUGAAAUUUACUGUACAGUUUUAAGGGAACUGAAAGAAAAGGUAGACGUUUGUAGGAAAAUGGAUGCACCUUGAAACCAUAAUAUUAAGUGAUAUAAAUCAGACAAGCUUAAAUAGUGCAUGGUUUGUCUUACAUGAAAACCCCAAAGUAUAAAUAAUCUAAAGAGCAAAAUAGAAGACAGAUAAUAGAAAAGAGGGAGCAAGAUCUUUUACAAAUGGAGGAGUGAAAGAGGGAGAGAGAGGUGGAAAGACUUAAGAACAUGAUCUUUAUCACCAAACAACAUAUACUUACAUUAUUUUGUUUACAUUAUCUCUUUUUCCUUAGAAUGUAAACUGUGUAGGAAGAAAAAUUCUUCUGUUCACUGCUAUUUCCCCACAGCUUAGAAAAGUUUCUAGCAGACUAGGUACUUAAUAAACAUCCUGAAUAAUAAAUAUGCUGAGAAUCUUAGUUCUCCAACUGUCUCUGUUCUAUGUCAAAUAGCAUGAAGACUGACUCUUCUCUCAGUCCUCAUACUUUUUCAUCUAUGAGUUUUUUAUCUGCAAAAUGGGUGUAACAGCACUUCCCUCCCCACAGUGUACUGUGAUAAAUGAGAUCGUGCAUAUGAGGCAUCUGAUGAAUAUCUUGGCAUGUCAAAAAUCCCCAAGAAAUGGAAACUGUUCUUUAUCACUGUGAUAUUGCUAUUACUUGGCAGUGACCCAGGUUUCUUUGGCCACCAGCCUGAAGAACAAGCAGAGGCUUGAGGACAGGAAUCAUUCUGCUCCUGUGGUGUGGAGCUUGCAUGUAUAUGGGUAAGUGUUGGUGAAAGUCAGAUACAGGUACUCUGUACCAACAAGCAGAAAAAUCGAGGAGCAACUCCAUGAUAGUAAUUCAAGGACCACAUGAUAUUUGCUGAUGAAAUGUUACUUUCAGUCUUCUUAAAAUCUUAAGGCUGUCUUAAAGGGAAUGUGGAGGAAGGUCUGAAUUCUGACCUAACAAAGUAUUUCCUAAGCAAAGUUGGGGGUGGGGACGCCACCUACUCUGCCCUCUGAGAACCCUGAUUUGCCUCAGUGCUGGAACCAUGACACACACAAUAAGUGACUUACAGAUCUAUCAGCCAUGGCUCUGGGAUCAAGUCCAAGAUUCGGUAUUCAGGCUGAGACCUUAUUGCAGCCUUUUGUGAAUAUAGGCAGAUACUGGCAUUAAAAAAAACCAAACAUAUACAACAAACCAAUUUUACAAACCAACAUAUGCUGUAUUUCUAGAGUUCUGGACUCAUCUUCAUGAUUCAAAUGAGGAAAACAGUGAUUAGAUACUUGGAAAUACAAUGAAGCUUCUCAGGAACAUUUAUAUAUUUUGUAAUAUUAUGUCAGUACAAGGUUGGGCUCCAAAGCUUCCAGAAGAAAAGGAAUCGACCACCAACUGCUCCAACAUGUCUCUAAGAAAGGUUCCCCUAGACUUGGCCUCAGCCAUGACCACACUGGAUUUAUCCUACAACCUCUUAUUUCAAAUCCAGAGUUCAGAUUUUCAUUCUAUCUUCAAACUGAGAGCUUUAAUUAUGUGCCAUAACAGAAUCCAACAUCUGGAUAUCAAGAUCUUUGAAUUCAACAAAGAGUUAAGAUAUUUAGAUUUGUCUUACAAUACAUUGAAGAUGGUAACUUGGUACUCACUGGCAGCUGUCAGACAUUUAGAUCUUUUCUUUAAUGACUUCAAAACUGUGCCUAUUUGUGAGGAGAUUGGUAACAUGACAAAACUGGAAACCCUAGGUUUGUGUGGAGCAAAAAUACAAAAAUCCGAUUUCCAGAAAAUUGCUCAUUUGCCUCUCAGUGCUGUCUUCUUUGGGCUGAGAAGUCUUUCUCACUAUGAGGAAGGUAGCCUGCCUCUCUUAAACACAACAAAACUUCAUAUCAUUUUACCAAUGAACAUACAUUUCUGGGUUCUUUUGUGUGAUGGACUCAAGACUUCCAGAGUAUUACAAAUGACAAAUAUAGAUGGCAAAAGCCAGUUUUUAAAUUAUGACACUGAAUGUAAUCUUGUGUUGGAGAAUGCCAAGACGUCUACUCUGUUAUUUAAUAAAGUUGACUUACUCUAGGAUGAGCUUCUCCUCAUCUUCCAGUUUGUUUGGGGUACAUCAGUGGAACACUUCCAGAUCCAGGAUAUGACUUUUGGAGGUCAGAGUUACCUCGACCACAAUUCCUUUGACUAUUCAGAUACAGUAAUGAGAACUGUAAGUCUGAAGCAUGUACGUUUCAGAGUUUUUUCUGUUCCACGUAGAAUCUACUUACUGUUUACAAAAAUGGAUAUAGAAAACCUGACGAUAUCAGAUGCAAAAAUGCAGCAUAUGCUUUUUCCUAAUGCUCCUAAAAGUUUCUGGUAUUUAAAUUUUGCCAAUAAUAACUUAAUGGAUGAAAUAUUUAAAAAUCCUAUCCAGUUGCCUUACUUGGACACUCUGAUUCUGAAGGCCAAUAAACUGGAGACGCUUUCCUUAGUGAGCUGUUUUGCUAACCACACAGCCUUGAUGUACUUGGAUCUAAGCCAAAAUCUAAUGCAGCAAAUAAAUGAUGAAAAUUGUUUGUGGCCAGAAACUUUGAUCAGUAUGAACUUGUCAUCCAAUAAAUUUGCUGAUUCUGUUUUCAGGUGCUUGCCCAGAGGUAUUCAAAUUCUUGACCUGAGCUAUAACAAAAUUCAAAGUGUCCCUAAGGAGAUUAUUCAUCUGAAGUCUUUACGAGAGCUAAAUAUUGUGUUUAAUUUUCUAAAUGAUCUCCCCGGGUGCAGUCAUUUCAGAAGACUCUCGGUUCUGACCAUUGAAAUGAACAUAAUUCUCAGCCCAUCUCGGUUUUUUCAGAGCUUCCAGGAAGUUAAGACUCUAAAUGCAGGAAGAAAUCCAUUCCAGUGUACUUGUGAAUUAAGAGAUUUCAUCCAGCUUGCAAAGCAUUCAAAGGGCAUGAUGGUUGGAUGGCCAGGUCCAUACAACUGUGAAUACCCUUUGAAUCUGUAGGGGACUCUAUUAAAAGAUGUUUAUCUCUCUGAGCUGUCUUGCAAUACAGCUCUGUUGAUUGUCACCAUUGUUGUCCUCUUGCUGAUUCUGGUGAUGCCAGAGGCUAUCUGUUUCCUCCGCUGUGAUGCUCUCUGGUAUCUCAGGAUGCUGGGUCGGUGGAUGCAGACAUGGCACCAGGUUAGAAAGGCAGCACAAGAACAGUGGAGGAGAAAUGUUCAAUUCCAUGCAUUUAUUUCUUACAGUGAACAUGAUUCUCUCUGGGUGAAGAGUGAAUUGAUCCCCAAUCUAGAGAAAGAAGAUGGUUCUGCCCUAAUUUGUCUUUGUGAGAGAAACUUUGACCCUGGCAAGAGCAUUAGAAAUAUCAUUAGCUGCAUGGAGAAGAGCAAUAAGUCCAUCUUUGUUUUGUCUCCCAGUUUUGUCCAGAGUGAGUGGUGCCAUUAUGAACUCUACUGCCAUGAAAAUUGUGAUCACAGCAUUCUUCUCUUGCUGGAGCCCAUCCCGCUGUACUGCAUCCCUACCCGCUUUCCUAGGCUGAAAGCUCUCAUAGAAAAGAAAGCAUACUUGGAAUGGCCCAAGGAUAGGCAUAAAUAUGGGCUUUUUUGGGCAAACCUUCACACAGCUAUUAGCACUAAUUUAGUAGACAGCAGAGAAAUGCGUGAACUACAGACAUUCACAGAACUGAGUGAAGAGUCCCGAGGUUCGCUAAUAAGGACAGACUGUGUAUAAAGUACCAACCCCCAGGGCCACUGGGGACCACAUACAUUGUUGGGAUAUAAGUGAAUACAGCCUUAAUGAUGGCAAUUUGGCAAUAUCUAUUAAAACAAA